Peromyscus californicus insignis is the source of this 2988-nucleotide messenger RNA. RefSeq lists its product as uncharacterized. The record is from RefSeq and is a predicted model, not a curated record. NCBI's taxonomy places the organism in Eukaryota, Metazoa, Chordata, Mammalia, Rodentia, Cricetidae. The coding region runs from base 1 to 906 and encodes 301 amino acids. The transcript has 3 exons.
AUGCGGGGGUGUCCCGGGCAGGCUCUGGAGUCGCGCCGCGCCACAGCCACUGGCGCCUCCAGCUUCAGCGCCUGCGGGCUCUGCGUCACCGUCCGGCGAGGGCUUGCGCUCCGCCGCGCGCUGCUGUCCCCCGAUCCCGCCGCCAGGCGCCGCCCUGGCUGCCGCUCCCCCUGCGGGAACCGCGCGGUGGUACAGCCAGGCUCCCGGCGUUGGCGAGCAGGGGCUGCGCAUAGCGCAGCGACCCCUGGGGGUCAGUCCCAGGCUCUGCAAACGGCCCUGGCCAUGUCCCCUACCGGCCCCCGAGGUUUCCGGGCGCCCAGGUCUCUCCCAGGCGUGCGCUCCUGCUGGCGGCUCUCAGCCACAUCUGCUCAUCUUUGGCACCUCACCAGCCCGCUGGACACUCGAGGGCAUCCCCGUAUGCCCUCCGGAGAUGGUUGCCAAGCCCAGGCGCCUGGCAUCAUCCCUUUCUCCCUCCUCUAUUCACCUCUCUGGCAGCAGAGUCCGGAGCCCUGCCAGCCCCUGGGACCGGGCACUCGUCCAGCAGCAGCACAGUGCUCCAAAGACAUUGGCCUUGAUGUCACCCAAGGAGAGGCAAGGGGACUCUCAAGAGGGCCUGGUUCCAGCCUCUCGCUGCAGGAGGGAUGCCACUGCCGGCUGAGAGGCCACUCAGGGAUACUCAAGGCUCAGCAUGAAACCUCAGACUGGUUCCCCAUCCUGCCCUUCGUCUGUCUGGCUUCCUGGUACAAGUUGGCCAGCAUCUUGUACUCCACCCAGCUCUACUGGCCCACUGGCGCCAGGAGACAGGCUAGCUUUAACUCUGGCCACCAGGACCCAUCAGAGCUCUGCAGUGACAGCAAGAAAGAGCUUUCCUGGCAUCUCCCCAGUCAAGAAUCUGUGUGGCUCUGAUGGACUGCCCCCCAGUGCCAGCUUCUAUUCCUGCACAUCUCAUGUGGGCAGGGUGCAGAGUACACUAUUCAAAAACACAGUGGUAGAGCGCUGAGUGGAGUGGAGGGCUGGUGGACAAAUCUGCAUUUUAUCAGGGCAGAGGCCCUUUAGGCAACAAGAAUGCUGCCAACCAUAUCUGUCCUGAUCCUAGCCAAUCGCUGCCAUGGAUUGGGUGCCAGACCCUGUAUACAUAUGUCUUCACUCAAGACAUCUCCCUCCCACGAAAUGAAUCUUCUUGUUAAUCUAUUUUCAGAGGAAGAGUAACUAGUGGCUUCAGGUCACCAAGCAGAUAAACUGAGGAGUCAAAGUCAGGGAAUUUGAUUCUGUAGCCCAGGUUCAUUUUCACAUUCUUCCCACUUUACAGUUGUGAAGACUGAGGGUCAGAGAUGUCAUGGCACUCAAGAUCAUAGAAAUGAUAGUGCAGCAGGUCCGAACUGAGGUCUGCCACUCUCACCUCUCUGUCCCCCCAUGGAGAGCAUCCUGUCUUUCUGCUCUGGUCUGUGGACCUCAGGUCUCACCCAAGGUCUUGAACACAGCUACUGUAAUAUCUCUGCACAUGUUUUUUAGGAAAGUCAUUGCCAAGAGAGUUGGUCUAAGGCGAAGUUCAUAUUCAACUUGACUGAACUUCAGAUUGUCUGAGUUGAAUAUGGCCUGCCUCAGGAAACUACAGGGACCAGCCCCAAGGAGGGAGAGUCACACCUAGUCUUUCUAGGACAAGAUCCAGGGGGCAGGACUAGUGGCUGCAGACAUACCACAGCCCUGGCAUCCUCUGGCCAGGGUCACAAGGUCAUCUAGCCUCUUCCAGCAAGCAGCAAGACUGAGGCCCGGGCAGGGGAUCCCACGACUGCAGUUACUUCCCGGCACUGCUGUUCUUCUGGCCUCUUCUCUUCUGUGUCCUUCCUGCCAUCUCCAGGACCUCAUUUUGCAGCUGGGCACGUCGGGGGACAGCUGCUCUUGUUGGCAACCCGAGCCACAUCUGGCAGAUGUGUCAGCAGGAUGCAGGAGGAAUGUGUGAGUAGCCUUAAUAUGUAUGUGGGGGAGCAGCCUUGGGCAGAGCUGUGCCUGAGAAUUGGUGUGAUGGCUUCCCCUUCUUCUCUCUCUCCCUGCCUCUCUUCCUUUUUCUCCUCUUCUUUUUUGUCUCUUCCCAAACUCCCACACUCCCUGACCUCAUCCUUUAGCUCUUCCUUUUAUACUGGUCCCAGUAAUUCACCACCAUCUUCCUUCAUCUUCCCAACACCGAGGGGAUAGUUAUCUCCCUUCUAUAGACAGAAAGCCAAGAUUUAAGGCCCAGCGAGUUCAAGCCCAGCCCCCAGGCCUCUGCUCUCCCAAGCGCUGAGGGAACACAGCACCUCAGUCCUGUGGGACGGGAAGGGCAGAGCUGGCGAUCCACACUCUUGGUCUCAGGUGGGUUGUUGGGAGGAUGUGUCUCCCUUGAAGCUGAGCUGAUCUCAUCACCCAGCCUGGACUGUGAGUCCCUGAGCUUAAAUCCUCUCCCUGCCCCGUGCACAGGGUCAGCCCAGGGUCAGUGAAGUGUGUCAGAUGCAAAACCAGAGAAACAGAAGCAGAGUCAGACCAGCUAUUCCAGAGGGACCCAGGCACAGAGGACUUCUAUCCCUGGAGGUUCUGGGACUGUUGUUUCUAUGUUGGGACAUAGUGCUCGGUGCUAGGUGGACUUGAGUGCUUUGAUGUCUGCACUGCUGGCUGGAGUAUGUUGUCUAUAUUGUGUCUCUGAACUCACCUUCCAGCUACCUCAUGAAGCGGCUGUAGCUGGGCAAGGCAGCCAUGACUGCGAUGCCAGCACUCAGGAGACUGAGGCAGGAAGAUCUUAAGUUCUAGGCCAGCUUGGACUACGUAUUGAGAUAAUGUCUUUUAAAACAACAAACAUGCCAGGCAGCGGUGCACACCUUUAAUUCCAGCACUGAGGAAGCCAAGGCAGACGGAUGUUUGUGAGUUCAAGGCCAGCCUGGUCUACGGAGGGAGUUCCAGGACAGCCAGGGCUACACAGAGAAACCCUGUCUCAAAAACACCAAAACAAACAAAUAA